AUGGAGCAGCAGCCUGACUGUGACUUCAAGGUCGGCGGCUAUGAGGAUGCAGCGCAUCUGAAGUCUUGCUCUUUAGGUGUGCAGAAAUGUGCCAGAUGUAAGUGGGCGACCUACAAGGUCAAGUGGCAGAAAGACUUGCCAUGGCUGGACGCCAAGAUGAAUUUGGAUAGUGGCUUGUGGGGAAUAGGCUGUCGACUGUGCCAUGACGCUCAGCAAGUGGCACCUGAAGUCAUGUCCAAGUUUCCUGUCUCGAGACAUCACUUUGCUAGAUAUGAAGUGAGCACUGGUGAGAUUCGCGUGACCCGUUUUCGAAAGCAUGCUGAGUCACCAGCCCACCGCACUGCUGAAAGCAUGGCCGGUGGCAAAGAACCUGCAUUGGAUGAUGUAGGUGGUUUCACACCCAGCACUGCUGAGUGGAAGUCUGUCAUCAAUCACACCAAGCCGAGUAACCUGCAAGCCGAUGUGAGCGAUGUUGCCAACAGGAAGAAAGCCCAUAUGAUGCGCUGGUGUUUGGCCGAAGCGCAUCGAGAACAUCAGCGCGAGGCUGUCAAGAAUGCUCUCUGUCUGUCUCUUUCCCAAGACCAACGUGGACGCAGGUUCCUUGUUCGUUUCCGAGCAGUGGACGCAAACUUACAAGUGUGCGAUGGGACCCUUCAAUUGGUCAAAGUGGUUACAUCGCCUGAUGUUCCUGGCGCCCAGGGAAUUAGGCAAAUGACAUUGAAGGCUUUGAAGAAUUUUUGCACUCCCAGUUCGCCGCCCACGUACGGUGGCCUGCUGGAUGGAGCUAAGAUUCAGAAGGAGUGCAACUACGACUUGCUCAAAUCCACGAUGGCCAAAGUUGAAUGCAUGGCUGCUGAUGCUGCAGGUGAUGAGCAGCUUGCCAUGCGUGACCUGGCUGGCAUCAGUGGCCCCGAGAUUGUGGAGCUCCAGAACGUCAUGGGGCAGGCCUUCGAGAACCUCAAGAUCCUGGGAAAAGAUCGUGCGCAUGCAGCGCAAAGAAUGCUGAGUCGUCCAUGGGCUGCAGACCCGCAACUAAAAGAGAUCAUUGAGGAGUUUGUCGAGAAGCCCCAUUCUGUGGCCCGAUUGAUCACCAAUAGCGAGGUUGUCAAAGACUUGUACUCCAAUUUUCGUGCCAAAAGUGAAGAGAAAGUGCCCAUUGGAAAGAGCAUCCGCGAUUUGGCUUUUGCGCCUCAAAGGUACAGCUCGGAAUCCAAAGUGUUGGCUCGACUUGUGCUGACUUGGGACGCAGUCCUUGGUGUGAUGACCGCAUUGCCUGACAUGAGAGGACGAACAUCCACUGAAGGUGCCGCUUGCCUCGCUACUUUGCAAUGGUUGAAUCCUGAGAAAGCAUUGCUUUUGAGCAUGCUUGGUGACGCUGCCCUUGAGCUGCACAGGGUCGUGAGAGCCUUUGAUACAGAUGUGUGCGAUGAGUCAGAACUUCCUUAUGAGCUGGAUCGGUAUCGUGCUGUCAUCAGGAAGCUCUUUGUGGAAGGAAAUUGCUUGCAUGUUGGUCUGACCAAGAUCAUGUUGAAGCACUUGUCUGAGCCACGGCUUCUGAUGUGUCAAGGAGUGCGUGUCAAAUUGGGAGGGGGCGAUGAAGUCACCGAACAGCUGAAACGUCAAUGUUUGAAACGCAUGUCAGCCUAUGUGGUGGUGGCUGAAUCUGUUCUUGAAGGUGAGUUUCCACACUUUCAAUUGGUGUCUUCCCUACGAGUCUUUUCCCUGUCCGAUGAAGGCCGGUUGCAGACUCAACUGCGAAGCGGCGAAAGAGCCAAUUGUCUUGAAAAACUGGCGCGCGCUAUUGGCGUCGAUGUGGAAUCCUUGAAGUACGAAUUCGAACAUUUUCUGCCCAUUGCCAGCAAAUUUGCUCGUGUAGAAGCUCCUCUGGCGUUGAGCGUGGAUUUGCUACUGCCCAAAGCACCAAUCUUCAAACAAAUGGGCCAAUCUCAGGAUGAUAACACAAACUUGGAGGAAGUGAUGCUGGUGUUGCAACAAGAUGUACUUGGCCCAGAUUUUGGAGAAGCAGCGGAAAAGAAUCUCAUUGCAGGGUGUGCCAUGGUCAACGAUGAGUUGGCCUCAAGCAGCAGUUCCAGCAAAGCAGCUAGCUUGCCUCAGACAUUGACGUCUGCUGAAGAAAUCGGAGAAGUGUUCGGAGACAAACAUCUCAAAGAAAUUGCUUUCAAUGCCCAGAAGCAAAGCAAAGCACAAAUUGAAGAGGCUAUGCUGGGAGUCAUGAAUCCACACGAAAUCACUGAUGAGGUCAGAGCUUUGGUAGCCACCACUGCCGCGAAGCUUGCCAAGACACAGAGAGAGAGGAACAAUGAUCAGAAAUUGGUCCAGGGCAGAGUGAGCAACAAGGAUGUUGCAUGGCGCGACACAGAUCCGAUCUAUGUCAGUCUCUUGGGCAGUCUCCUGGCCAGCGAAAAGUUUGUCGAGACCAAAGGCAAAGUUGGAGUGGCGCUGGCUUUCAAGCCUGCAAUCAAGGUGAAGAGACUGCUGUUCAUGACACCUGCAUUUGUGCGGGAUAACACAGAUCUUUGCCGCGAGUUAGCUGAAGUCCUUCAACUCCAAGAUUGCAAUUUCCAGCUCUUGAACCGCGCAGGCUUGGAUGAAGCCAUCGCAAAGUUGAAUCCGGCAAGAGCUCGUCAGCUGAUAGUUCUUCGAAGCGAUGCUGGUGAUGAAGCUUUUGACCAAGUGAGACUGCAGUUCACUGGCUUGACAGAGGCUGUCGAGCAUUGGGUCUUCUGCACUGAAGAUAAGUCUCGAAGUAGAUCUGGCAUUGCUGAGUCUUACUAG
Cladocopium goreaui is the source of this 2796-nucleotide messenger RNA. The record is from the annotation of a GenBank genome assembly. NCBI's taxonomy places the organism in Eukaryota, Dinophyceae, Suessiales, Symbiodiniaceae.